Molecule: messenger RNA, 1562 nt
Organism: Homalodisca vitripennis (glassy-winged sharpshooter)
Lineage: Eukaryota; Metazoa; Arthropoda; Insecta; Hemiptera; Cicadellidae
Gene: Der-1
Product: derlin-1
Exons: 6
Coding region: 310-1068 (252 amino acids)
Biological process (GO): endoplasmic reticulum unfolded protein response
Cellular component (GO): endoplasmic reticulum membrane; Hrd1p ubiquitin ligase ERAD-L complex
Molecular function (GO): misfolded protein binding; ubiquitin-specific protease binding
Source: RefSeq, a predicted model, not a curated record
UUCUCGCAAUCGCGCAUCACUAGAUUAUCAUCCUUACGUGGUGAUAAUAUAACCUAUUUUUAAUUUACAAAUUAGUGUUGUAAAUUUGUACAAUACGCAGGCAGACGUAUGCGUCGUUUUGUAUAAAAUAUUGUGAUCUUGUGAUUAACUUAUUAAUUACUGACAAUAGUUUUUAAAUAAAAACGUUUUUUCUUGUGGUUAUAAUACAGGUCUUAUAUUUGUUUGGUAUUAUUUUCUCUCCGGUAUUGUAUAUCCCUUAUACAAUUAAUUAAAACAUAGUACCGUACCAAGCAUAAAUUUAUUUUCAAUAUGAGUGAAUUAGGUGACUGGUUCAAAUCUUUACCAUUUUUCACCAGAUGGUGGUUAGCUUUAACUGCAGGGGUUUCUCUUAUGGGAAGAUUUGGGAUUCUGAAAGCAUACAACCUUAUUCUGCUUUAUGAACCAGUUGUACACAGAUUUCAGAUAUGGAGACUAGCCACAGCUUUGUUCUUCUACCCAAUCUCAUCUGGAACAGGGUUACACUUUCUGAUAAAUUGUUACUUCCUGUACAAUUACUCACUGAGACUUGAAACAGGUCAGUAUGCAGGCCGACCAGCUGACUACUUGUUCUUAUUGCUAUUCAAUUGGAUCUGUUGUGUAAUUGUUGCACUCAUCGUUGAAAUACCUCUCUUGAUGGACUCAAUGGUGUUAAGCGUGCUGUACGUAUGGUGUCAACUCAACAAAGAUGUCAUUGUCAACUUCUGGUUUGGCACACAGUUCAAGGCCAUGUACCUGCCUUUUGUGCUGUUCGCCUUCAACAUGAUCAUCUCUGGAGGGGGUAUGAUGGAACUAGUCGGCAUUAUCGUCGGCCAUGUCUACUUCUUUCUCAUGUUCAAGUACCCACUAGAACUGGGAGGCCAACAGUUCAUCUCUACACCAAGCAUACUGUAUCAAUGGUUUCCAAACCAACGGGUGACUGGAGGGUUUGGGCCAGCUCCGAUCAGAAGAGGAGGGGGAGACCAACCUCAGGGUGGUGGGGGUCCGCGGGGGCAUCAGUGGGGGCGAGGCAAUGUGCUCGGAGACAAUUGAUAAGCUGAGUGUUGUGUUAUAUUAUCACUAUACUGAAUGUGUUCGUCAUGGAGUGGAGUACCUAAGUCACAUUCUUAUUUUGUUAUGUGAGGAACAUUUAUUUAUAAAUGUUUGUGUUUGAUAAAUUAGAAAUGAUUUUUUUGCUAUCCGUAAUUUUUAAUGACAAUUUUGUUUGUUUGUAAAGACGGAUAUAGGUAUUAAAUAUUAUAUUAUACAUAAUGUGAAUGUUAAAUGGUUUUGUUUGAAGUGAAAUGUAUAAGACAAAAUAACAUUUCUCAAAAGAUUGAAAGAUUUUUUCAAGAAAGCUAAAUAGUGAAACUAAUUAUUAAAAUGUUGGGUACUAUGACAUAAUUUUAUUUUUUUAUGAAGUAUUGGUUUGCAUGUUAUAUAUUAAUACUUGCAGUUUAUAUUUUGUAAUUAUAUCAUGAUUAAUUAUUAGAACUUUUUUGUUAAUUGAUUUAUAAUAAAAUUGUACUAAUUGUUUUGGUAAUGUA